AUGCUUCAAUUAGAAACUGAAGAAAGAACUGCUCUUCUUUUAUCAGAAGCAGCUGAUGAUGAUGAUGAUAAUAAUAAUGAUAAUCAUAACGUAAUAAAUAUUCCAUUAAAUGGUAGAAAUGACGAUUUUCCUGUCGUUGCUAAGCGUCCCAAAACAUAUCAACGUCAUCCUAUAUCUAAUGCUCAUCCUAUGUUAUGUUUUGGUUUAAUAUUAGGUGCUUUUAUCUUAGGAUGUCUUACUGGCAUUAUUAUUUUGCUUUAUCGAAUGUCGUCAGAUUCCCAACAAGGACAUUCAUCAUUAUCGUCAAAUUUACUUGAAACCGCAACAAAUAUUGAUUUAUCAAUACGAACAAAACUAUUUCAAUCAAUAAAGCAAACAAAGUUUUUGACUCUUAGUCGUUCAAUUGAAUCAGAAAAUGAUGCUGCUAAUAAAUUAUAUGAACAAUGGAAAUCAUAUUCUUCAUCAUUAACUCAUGUAAAUAAAUUAACAUAUGAUAUAAAUUUAUCAAAAUUUUCUUCAUCAAAUAUAUGGAGUGGUAUUCAAUUAACUGAUGAUAGUAAUAGAAAUGAAUUUUUAAAAGUUAAUCUUUUAUCAACAGAAAAUUUUCUUUCAUUUUCAUCACUUGUUAAAUCUGGUGAAAUUGAUGGAAAUUCAAUUUAUUAUGUUAAUUAUGGUCGACAAGAAGAUUUUGCUUAUUUAUUUAAAAAUCGUAUUCGUUUUGAAGAUCAUGAAAAAUCAAUUGUAUUUAUGAGACGUAAAUCAAAAAUUAUUUCUCAAACUGAACAAAUUCAUCAAGCAAUUUAUUAUGGUUUUGGUGGUUUAGUUUUAUUUGAUGAUAAUGAAAAUACACAAACCACAACAACAAAUGAUCGAUAUUCAUUUUUUCGAGAUUGGGCCAGAUAUUCAUCUCCAGAUGAACGUCAAAAAUAUAUUAAUGGUACUCUUAAUAAUGAUAAUCAUUUAAUUUCUGUUUUAAUACUUUCAUAUAAUGAUGUUCAAAAAAUAUUUGAAUUACUUCAAACAGAUUCAAAUGGAUGGUUAACGUGUCCAACUGAAUGGCAUGAUAAACCAACUUCAUUAAGAAUAGGUGGAAAAAUUUCAAUUAUGAAAAUUCGAUUAGUUGUAAAUGUAGAACCUACAAAAAUAGAAUUGCCUGUUGUUAUGAGUUCAAUUCGUGGUACAAUUGAUGCUGAACAUUUUAUCAUGAUUGGUUAUCAAUUAGGUUCAAUAGAACUAAAUAAAAUUAUCAAUGAAAUUAUAGAAGCUUAUAUAAAUCAAAUAAAGAAUGGUUGGAAUCCAAGAAGAUCAAUUCUAUUCUGCGCUUGGUCUGGUUUAGAUUAUGAUCAUUAUACAAUUCGUCGUUGGCUUUCGGAUAAUUAUCAUUUUGUUGAUAAAAAUUUAAUAGCAUAUAUUGAUCUUGGAAAUGGUAUUCUUGCAAAUUCUACUUUAAAUUUACAUGGUUCACCAUUACUUGAACAAAUUGCUAAUCGUGCUGCUGAUUUUGUUCCAAGUCCACUUGAACAUAAUCAUACAUGUCAUCAUCGAUUAGUAACAACAACAAUAUCAAAUGAAGAAAGUCAUCAUCAUCAUCAUGAUCAUAAACGAAAACGACGUAAUGAUGAUGAUGGACAUGAACAUCAUAUGGAAACAAAACAACAAGAAGAAAUGAAAUGUGAACCACAUAAAUUAUUAGAUGAAUGGAUUAAAGCAAGUAAAAAUCAAACUGGAAUAAAUAAAACUUUAGAUAUUGUUCAAGCUAUUGAUAUUGAUUCAUCGGCUGCUUUAUUUCAAUUACAAUAUGGAAUUCCAUCAAUAUUAAUUGAAAUGACUAAUCAACAGGCAUUAGCAAAUGAUAUAUUUUAUGUUAGUCAUUCAUUAUCUAUUGUCGAACGAGAAAUUCGACCAGAAGUUUAUGUUGCUUAUACACAAUUUGUUACUGAAAUAAUUCGUCAAUUAAUUGAUGAACCAUUAAUUUCAUUUAAUUUAACUUAUUAUGCCAAUCAAAUUGAUGAACAAGUUAUUCAAUAUGUUGCUCAUUAUACGAGAGAAUAUGGUUCAGUAGGUUCUCAUAUUGGUGAUCCAAGUGACUUUAUAACAACAUUAAAUGAUUUAACAAAAUCUAUUCGAAAAUUUCAAUUAAAUAUUAAUCAACUAUCUAAAAAUGAUUAUAUUCAUUUUCCAUCAAUAAAUACUCAAUUAAUUGAAUUUGAACGUUUAUUUAUUAGUAAUGAUCAUCUACCUGGAAUGAAUACAAUCGAUAAAAUAUACAAACAUAUAUUAAUUGGUCCAGCAUUUGGUCUUACGAAUACAGCUGUUCCAUUUCCAUUAUUAUCAAAUCUUCUGUUUGGCAUUGCAGAAGAUCCGCCAACAGCAUUAUGUGAUGCAUCAAAAUUAUUUUGGUUAAAAUUAAAAGAACAUAUUCAUUUUAUAAAUCGAACAUUAAAUGGAUUCGAUGGACUUAUUGAAAAAAUCUAA
Molecule: messenger RNA, 2475 nt
Organism: Rotaria sordida
Lineage: Eukaryota; Metazoa; Rotifera; Eurotatoria; Philodinida; Philodinidae
Source: the annotation of a GenBank genome assembly